Desarmillaria tabescens is the source of this 1590-nucleotide messenger RNA. Its product is annotated as AMP-binding protein. Gene Ontology annotation, molecular function: phosphopantetheine binding. Gene Ontology annotation, biological process: amino acid activation for nonribosomal peptide biosynthetic process; secondary metabolite biosynthetic process. The coding region runs from base 1 to 1590 and encodes 529 amino acids. Gene Ontology annotation, cellular component: cytoplasm. The record is from RefSeq and is a predicted model, not a curated record. NCBI's taxonomy places the organism in Eukaryota, Fungi, Basidiomycota, Agaricomycetes, Agaricales, Physalacriaceae. The transcript is spliced from 10 exons.
AUGCCGGUCAUUCGUGGUUCUCGAGCAACGCCCCACUCGCCGAUGCUUUGCGUAUUCGCGUUUUUCAAGAAUUUGUUCACAGCGGUUGCUCCAUUUCUAACCGCGUGGGAAAUUCCAUGCCCUUGGUCGACCCUCUUCGGUGGAUAUGACUUCCAGAAGAGCUUUGGCACCACUACUCUCGUCAAACAUGCCUGCAUUCAUGACGCUUUCGAAGCUAUAUCUAAAUCCUUCCCUUCCGAUCCUGCCAUUGUCGAUCAUCAACUCGACAGACUCUCAUUACGUGUAUCAUCCUUCCUGCGAACCAGGGGAGUUUCUCCCAGAUCACUUGUGUGCCUCAUCGGAGAGCGUUCUAUUCCUCACAUAGUCGCUAUCUUCGGUGUUCUUCGCGCUGGUGCUGCUUAUGUUCCAUUGGACGGACAGCUCAUUACCGACGAUACUCUUCGAGGCAUCCUUGCCGAUGCGGAACCAUCCUUUACUCUAUAUUCAAGGGUUUUCGCGUCUCGUAAUGGCCUGUUACCGCCUCAGAGCCUCUGCAUAGAGGACGUUCUGGAGCUAUUGGACGAAGGUGCCAUUGAACUCCAACCACCCUGGAAGGGUCGAGGCUCUGACAAGGCAUAUAUUAUUUACACUUCGGGUACGACAGGAGAGCCGAAGGGAGUCGUCGUCAAUCAUUCCAAUGUCACGAAUUUGUUAUCCCUAUCUCCCGGAAAUUUAAGUAUUGGCCGAGGUACUAAAGUGUCUCAACUGUUGAACAUUGCGUUCGACAUGUGCGCCUGGGAAACGCUGGGAUGCCUCACCAAUGGCGGAACGCUCUACCUGCGCGGACCGCAACGCACAGACUGGAUUUCUGUGAUGAAGAAGGUUGAUGUAAUAAUUGCGACUCCGUCGAUUCUAGCUUCACACGAUCCUGUGGAUUAUCCCAAUCUCCUUGCGGAUAGAUGGGCAAAGCGAGCAACGUUCUAUAAUGCUUACGGUCCUACUGAGGUCACUAUCGUAAACACCAUGCGCAAGCAUGUACCAGGAGCCCCCCUUUCAGUAGGAUUCCCAACCCCGAACAACUCUAUCUAUAUACUUGAUGACGACUUACGGCCGGUUCCAGUAGGUGCAACAGGCAUAAUUUGGAGUGGUGGCCACGGAGUUACUCAAGGUUACCUGAAAAGAUCCGCACUGACCGCCAUAAAAUACGUUCCGGAUCCAUAUCGAGACGAAUCAAGGUGGAUGUACAACACUGGAGAUCUAGGGAGGUUGCGUGAAGAUGGUCAAAUUGAACCUCUGGGUCGCCUCGACGACCAAGUCAAAAUCAAAGGCUUUCGUGUUGAACUUGAUGGGGUGACCGCAACGAUACUUCGCUGCUCUGAAGUUUCAAGCGCGUGCUCUUUGCUGAUCGAGGGCGAGCUAUGGUCUUUCUAUUCACCAGAGACGGUGGAUCCAAGUAUUAUUCGAGAGGCGGUCACGCGCAUACAUCCCAGUUAUGCUGUUCCUUCCAAGAUUUUCCCUCUCAAGUGCCUUCCUUUAACAAGAAACGGGAAAACAGAUAAAGUAGAAUUGCAGCGAAUCGCAGCGACAUUUGUUACACGAGAAGUGGACUAG